ACAGUUUAAAAUAUUUUUUAUUUAUACCGAACGCAUACACACAUUUUUUUAGUUUUAAAUUAUCGAAAUGGAGGAUAGUGAUUUCGAGGGUGAUGAGUUUCAUAGCGAAGAAGAACGACCCGCGGAGGUUCUCGAUCCGGAAAACCCGGAACAUUUUUUUCCGAUUGUGGAACGAGAUUUUAACAAGACAAUUGCAAAUCUCGAGCAAAACCCAGAGGCUCUCCCGUUCACCGAAGACUUCAACAAACUCUUCGAAGCUUUCUUCCAGACUUAUUCCAGACAGAAGGAACUUGAAACGCUUGCCGAAGACAUGACAUCGGAUCUAACGGACAAAGCCCACAAAAUCGAGCUGUCCUUGAAACUAGCCGAUGAAGAUCAGAGGACCAUCAUCGAGCUACGACGGCAGAUAGAAAACGCUUGGAAGCUAGCUGAUGCUGCUCAUGCUAGAGAGCAGCUGGCUCAUGAGAUUAUUGACAAUUUGAGGCGACAGGUGGAGAAUUUGAAUGCUGAGAUUGAGUUUAAGAACAAAAUGAAUCAGGAUACGGAUGAAACCGGAGAACUCAGCAAACACAAAGACGGUCUAGAAAGAGAAAGAGAUCGAUUGGUAAACGAAGUGACGCAGUUGACCACCAAGCUCCAGAAUGCAGUUACGUACCAAGAGGAACUGGAGAAGAAAAACUCCGAAGCUGAUAUGAAAAUCAACGAAAUAGCAGGACAGUUAGAAGAUCAAACCCAAGAAACCAACCGUCAGAAGAGAUUUAAAGAGAAACUAGAAGGAGACAUACAAGACGUCAAGUUUAAACUUGACGAAAAAGAUAUUCACAUCCAUGAACUUAAUGAAACCAUAAAGGAUCUAGGAAAGCAAAUAGCUGUUUUGCAUAAAGACAUUAAGGACUGGCGAUAUGCACAUGAUAAGUUGUCCAAGGAAUUGGAAGCAACUCUGAUGAAGCUGGCCAAGCUGACAGACGAACAUAACACUUCUUUGUUUGAGGUGGAUGCUGUGAAGAAAGCAUUGCAUGAGAAAUCUAUAGAUAUGAAGGUAUUACAAGACGAAAGUACCCGUUACAAAAAUGAUCUGUCGAAAGCUCAAAAAGCAAGAGACUUACUGGAAAAGAGAGUACUGGCAAUUAUCAAAGAAAGAGACGAAACUACGAUAGAUAGAAACAACCUCCGACAGAGAAUAGGUAUCUUUGAGAAAGAAAUAGAGGACUUUAAAAAAUACAUAGACGAAGAUAAGAGAACAAUAGAAACACUGGGAAAGGAAAAAGACGUUCUUAACAAAACUAUUCAAAGGCAACAAGUCGUCCAAAAAGACCACCAAAAGCUCAUUCACAUUCAAGAACAGUCCAAGAAGAAACUGGAAUUGGAACUGGACUUGUUCUUCAUCGAAAGCGGGAAACAUAAAAAACUCAUCACCCAGUUGGAAAGAGAAAGAGAUAGACUUGCUGAAGAACAGCUGGAUUUGACCAAUACCAUACAAGAUCAACUGGAAGAUAUUCGUCAGAAAAAGGUCUUCAUUUUUGAUCUGAAAAAGGAAGCAUCUGAAAGAGAUAACAAAAUCAGACAGCAACAAAAUAUGUACGAAGCCAUGAGGUCCGAUAGAAACGCUUUGCAGAAGCUGCAUCAAGAAUCAACUGCCGAAGCUGGGGAACUGAAGAAAAAGCUAAGAUUGGUAUCGCAUCAGAUCGAGCAGCUGAAGGAGAACAUCGGGCAGAAGGAGAAGCAGUUGAUUAAGGACGAGAGCAUUGUGAGAAAGUUGACAAAAGAAAAGGAACAGUUAAAAAUAGAGGUCAUGACAGGCCUGGAUCAGAUCCGCGUCUUGAGAACCGAUAAUAAGGAACUGCACGAAGAAGAGAAAAGGCUUCAUAAAACCUUAGCUAAUCUGAAUCGAACCAUCAAAGAACAAGCUAAGGAUCUGGAACAACUGAUGAACGAACGGGACGUCCUGGGAUCACAAUUAGUAAGAAGGAACGACGAGAUUGCGUUGCUUAACGAGAAAAUUGUUAUUUUGCAAGCUACGCUAACAAGAGGCGAAACUCACUACGAACUAAGACUUGACGACAUACGACUGCUGAAACUAGAAAUCAAACGUUUGAGACAAGAGAAAGGACAUAUUUCCAAAACCAUGGCAAGUAUGGUAGAGCUACGACAGGAGGUGUUCCAUUUAGAAAGAGACUUGACCAGAAGCAGGUUGAAAUGCAAGGCUCUGGAGCAAGAGGUACAAAAUCCCCUCAACAUUCACCGAUGGAGGAAGCUGGCUGGAUCUGAUCCCGAAGUGUUGGAUCUCUUGCAGAAGAUACAAAUAUUACAAAAAAGAUUGCUGCAGCAAGGUUCGCUGGCCGUCGAAAGAGAGAGGCAGUUGAAGCAGGCGGAAAGGUUGUAUCUCAAUUUGAGGAAAGUUGUGGCACGGCAGCCGGGACCUGGGAUACAGGAAGAGUUGUGCAAGACUCAGAGAGCCUUAAAAUCGAGAGGGAAUAAGUUAAAGUGUAUGGUAUCCGAGCUAAACAUGGCAGAUUUCAAAGCAAACGAAUACAAAUCGGACCUACAAAGAGUCACCGAAGAAUUAGCCGAUUUAAAAAAGAAAUAUUUGGCGGAAAAAAAGGCAAACAGAACCCUGCGCAUGGCGUAUGAAUCUAGCCGAGAGUUGAACCAAGGCCGGUCAAGUAGCGGCGGCACCGGCGAAGUGAAGUUUACUGGUGGCGGUUUUCGAAUGUCAGUCUCCCAAAUUUCAACAAAAUAAACAAAAGUAAACUAUUUUCAUACAAAAUUCUACAUCUAUCACGUUCGCUGAACAUUCCAGAUUUC
Molecule: messenger RNA, 2805 nt
Organism: Diabrotica virgifera virgifera (western corn rootworm)
Lineage: Eukaryota; Metazoa; Arthropoda; Insecta; Coleoptera; Chrysomelidae
Product: cilia- and flagella-associated protein 58
Exons: 11
Coding region: 68-2740 (890 amino acids)
Cellular component (GO): cytoskeleton
Source: RefSeq, a predicted model, not a curated record